Trichoderma aggressivum f. europaeum is the source of this 1095-nucleotide messenger RNA. RefSeq lists its product as uncharacterized. Lineage: Eukaryota; Fungi; Ascomycota; Sordariomycetes; Hypocreales; Hypocreaceae. The transcript has 3 exons. Bases 1 to 1095 code for a protein of 364 amino acids. The record is from RefSeq and is a predicted model, not a curated record.
AUGAAGCUGAAGCUCGCUCUUCAAGAUGCCCACCAGGGGCCGUUUCUUGCGCGAGACCUCGUAAGAGCCUCGUUCGAAAUCCGAGGGCCUACCUUUCACAAAUCGCCGCGCAUCUCGGCCAAAUUCGUCGGCACCAUGGUGGUGUCGUUUCCCACGCAGGUUAAUGCCGCAAGCCCGGGACAAAUCACUACGGUGCUGUUUGAGCAACACAAGACGAUUGAAUAUCGAGAUUUGCAGUGGGACGAAGAUGCCUCCACCGGCGAAUCAAUAUACACCACUCCCAUAGAAUUCGAAUUCCCCGACGGCGCAUGUUACUGCGGUAAACCUCAGAAAUGCCAGCUCCCGCCCUCUUUGGACGUCACGGAGCAGAACAUGAGAGUCAGGGUGGCUUACACCAUGACUGUUUCCGUGGGCCGCAGCUUGCUUGGUGCAAUGACAAAGACAAAGAGCGUCGGGAUGGAUAUUCCCUUUAGCUGCAACCCAUCCAUCGGAAGACUUCCACGAUCGUCCUGCGUAUUGUCGGUGCCAAUGGACGAAAAGCCUGGACGACACAAUGCACGCUUGCGAAAUACAGCAAUGGAGGAUCAAGAGCACGAUGAUGGCUCAUGUCCGUCGUAUAACCUGAAAUAUGCACCAUCCAUCAAAGUCGAAGUUUUACUCCCACAGCCAGCCAUCUUGAUCCGUGGCCAGCCAACGCCGGUUCAGAUCCUCGUCCAUACACCUACCGAUAUGAUCGAAUCAGGCAACGUCUAUCUCCGAAGCGUAUCCAUGGACUUGAAGACAUUGGUCACAACAUCUACCGGCGCGAUAUCGCGAACAAUCUCGCAGAGAAGACAUGGAUGCAGCAUGGCUGGUGCAGUCAAGAUUGAUAGCGAGCUCUUCGAGGUCGAUUCGGGAGCGUGGGGCAACUUUUUCGUCUUGAAUACGAAGCCGACGACGGAGUCUUGCAUCUUGAGGAUGGACCAUGUGGUGGAGGUUGUGACGGGGAUCUCGGUUGGGCUGGGAAAUGACAUUAGAUAUGCUGUUGCGGCAUUUGAAGUCGUUGUGAUGGAUCCUCCGCCCGCGUACGAAGUGGGUGAUGCGAUUCAAGCAUAG